Molecule: messenger RNA, 1848 nt
Organism: Phialemonium atrogriseum
Lineage: Eukaryota; Fungi; Ascomycota; Sordariomycetes; Cephalothecales; Cephalothecaceae
Product: Carboxylesterase
Exons: 4
Coding region: 62-1681 (539 amino acids)
Source: RefSeq, a predicted model, not a curated record
GGGAAGUGGCACAAUCUGCAGAGCUUUCAUCCAUCCCUUCUUUUGCCUCAAUUGCGCCGCCAUGAUGAGGUCUGCCACCUACCUCGUCCCGCUGCUCCUUGGCGUAGCCGUUGCAAGCCCCACGUUCCAACCAAGUGCAGUUGUUGACGCCGGGACCGUUGUCGGUGUGGCCACCUCGCUGCCCUCGUCGACGGUAAAGGUCAACCAGUUCCUCGGUAUCCCUUACGCUGAGCCUCCCUUGGGCACAAAACGGUUCUUACCUCCUACACCUCUGGCUGCCUUCGCAACGCCGCGGCUCAAUGCCACUCAAUGGGGCCAUAAAUGCUUUCAGCAGAAUGACUAUGAGGACGACCCAGUCGGCAGGGAGAACGAGGACUGUCUCACCCUAAACGUGUAUGCUCCGGCCAAGUGCUCCACAAAAGGCCGGCCCGUGUUGGUCUGGAUCCACGGGGGGUAUCUGCAAUCGGGAACCUCUGCCCAGACAGCUUUGGACGGCACAAGCUUUGCGACCAACCACGACAUCGUAGUCGUGACGAUAAACUAUCGCCUAAACGUAUUCGGCUUCUCCAACUCUCCGGCCAUCGCCAUCACCGAGACCAACGUCGGCUUCCUCGACCAGCGCCUGGCCCUCGACUGGGUGCAGAAGAACAUCCACGUCUUCGGCGGCGACCCGGCCAAGGUGACCAUCGGGGGCGAGUCGUCGGGUGGAUCCUCAGUCGACCGGCUAGUCAACACCUUCGCGCCUCCGCUCAAGCCGCCGUUCCGCGCCGCGGCAGAGUCGAGCGGGCAGGCGUCGGUCAGCCCGUUUGAGCGCAACAGCGGCCUGGCAGCCUGGAACACGGUGGUCUCGGAGCUGGGGUGCGCGGGCGACUCGCCGCAGGCAGAGCUGGCCUGUGUGCAGGCGGCCGACGGCAGGGCGGUCCGCGACGUGGUGAACGAGGCGAGCAUCGAUUUCGGCCCCGUCAACGACGGCGUGACGCAGGUUGAGCUGCCGUAUCUGGACAACCGGGCGGCGGGUCGGGCGGCGCAGGUGCCGCUGCUCAUUGGGACGUCGUCCCAGGAAGGGAACAACCUUGCUGCGACAUACGAGUUGACUCCGGCGGAUAUCGCGAACUUUUCCGAUGAUCAGUUGAUGGAGUUUAUCACCGGUACCACUGGAGGGGACGAGGCCUUGAUCCAGCAGUUUUACACCCUUGUGCAGUCCAUUAUGUACACGGAUGGACUGUCGUUGUUUUACGCCGCCGCGCAGGCGUAUACAGAACUUGUGUAUCAAUGUCCGGCAAAGUUGGUAUCCCACGCGGCAGCCCAGAGCGGCCUUCCAGCGUGGAGGUACUACUACAACGAAUCGUUUCCAAAUAUCCAUAUCACUGGCUAUCCCGAUUUGGGCGUGUAUCACACCUCAGAUCUCCAGAUGAUCUGGGGCACGUACCCGACCGAAGAUGCCACCCCGGUCGAGGCGGAGCUGAGCAAAACGAUACACGCAGCUUGGGCGGGCUUCGUCAAGGAUCCAUGGGGGGCUGGUCCUGGGUGGGGCAAGGUUGACGCCGCGGGAAGUAGCGUCGGCUGCUUUGGAUGUCACGGCGAGCUAACAGAGGCCACGGUUAUUAACGAGCAGGAGGUUGAUGGGAGAUGCGAGUAUUACGAGGGGAUUUACCAGACGGUGAAAACGCCCUUCUUCUGAGUCCCGUCGACGGACAAACAUAAAUCGGCUCUCAGUAGACUUUUCAAUGUAUAAGACGACCCGAGUUUGCCACUAAACUUUAUGGAGGCACAUCAUGGGCGGCAGAAAUAAGGUUGAACAGCUAGGAAACAGCAGCCUUAAAUUACCAUGCAAUGCGCAACUCUAAU